AUGACGCUCAAAGCGAGCGAGGGCGAGGGUGGGGGCAGCAUGCGGACGGCACUCUCCGACCUCUACCUAGAGCACUUGCUGCAGAAGCGCAGCCGGCCAGAGGCUGUGUCACAUCAGUUGAAUGCUGUGACUGAAGACAUGUACACCAAUGGGUCUGCUGCCCCAGGUAGCCCUGACCAGGCUAAGGGACAGGAGGUGCGGAAAGUGCGACUUAUACAGUUCGAGAAGGUCACAGAGGAGCCCAUGGGAAUCACUCUGAAGCUGAAUGAAAAGCAGUCCUGUACUGUAGCCAGAAUUCUUCAUGGUGGCAUGAUUCAUAGACAAGGUUCCCUUCAUGUGGGGGAUGAGAUCCUGGAAAUCAAUGGCACAAAUGUGACUAAUCACUCAGUAGAUCAGCUGCAGAAGGCAAUGAAAGAAACCAAAGGAAUUAUCUCAUUAAAAGUAAUUCCUAACCAACAAAGUCGUCUUCCUGCACUACAGAUGUUCAUGAGAGCACAGUUUGACUAUGAUCCUAAAAAAGACAAUCUGAUUCCCUGCAAGGAGGCAGGCCUGAAGUUUGUCACUGGGGACAUUAUCCAGAUCAUCAACAAGGAUGAUAGCAACUGGUGGCAGGGGCGGGUGGAAGGCUCUUCCAAGGAGUCAGCAGGAUUGAUCCCUUCCCCUGAGCUGCAAGAAUGGCGAGUGGCAAGUGUGGCACAGUGUGCCCCAAGUGAAGCCCCAAGCUGCAGUCCCUUUGGGAAGAAGAAGAAGUACAAAGACAAGUACCUGGCGAAGCACAGCUCAAUUUUUGACCAGUUGGAUGUUGUCUCCUACGAGGAAGUUGUUCGGCUUCCUGCAUUCAAGAGGAAGACCCUGGUGCUGAUUGGAGCCAGCGGGGUGGGUCGCAGCCACAUUAAGAAUGCACUGCUCAGCCAGAAUCCAGAGAAGUUUGUCUACCCUGCCCCGUAUACAACACGGCCGCCAAGGAAGAGCGAGGAAGAUGGGAAGGAGUACCACUUCAUCUCAACGGAGGAGAUGACUAGGAACAUCUCUGCCAACGAGUUCUUGGAGUUCGGCAGUUACCAGGGCAACAUGUUUGGCACAAAAUUUGAAACAGUGCACCAGAUUCAUAAGCAGGACAAGAUUGCCAUCCUUGACAUUGAGCCCCAAACCUUGAAGAUUGUUCGGACAGCAGAACUUUCACCUUUCAUUGUGUUCAUUGCACCAACUGACCAGGGCACUCAGACAGAAGCCCUGCAGCAGCUGCAGAAGGACUCCGAGGCCAUCCGCAGCCAGUAUGCUCACUACUUUGACCUCUCGCUGGUCAAUAACAGCGUUGAUGAAACCCUUAAGAAGUUGCAAGAAGCAUUUGACCAAGCAUGCAGGUCUCCACAGUGGGUCCCUGUCUCCUGGGUUUACUAA
Messenger RNA from Oryctolagus cuniculus (rabbit), 1401 nucleotides. RefSeq names its product MAGUK p55 scaffold protein 1 (gene MPP1). Gene Ontology annotation, molecular function: protein binding. The record is from RefSeq and is marked inferred. NCBI's taxonomy places the organism in Eukaryota, Metazoa, Chordata, Mammalia, Lagomorpha, Leporidae.